Rhizoctonia solani is the source of this 2238-nucleotide messenger RNA. RefSeq names its product glutamate receptor 3,4. The record is from RefSeq and is a predicted model, not a curated record. Bases 1 to 2238 code for a protein of 745 amino acids. NCBI's taxonomy places the organism in Eukaryota, Fungi, Basidiomycota, Agaricomycetes, Cantharellales, Ceratobasidiaceae. The transcript has 8 exons.
AUGUCUGAUUCAGAACUUGAUCCAGCUGAACUUGCUAUGAUGAAGGUGUUUUUUGCAAAGCAGGGCUUUGAACUAUGGUCAAAAAAAUUGUCAGCUGCCAAUAGUUUGCAUACUGCAAACCAAACAAGCACAAAUUCAACAUUCCUGCUGGUGACAAGAGAGAAACCUGUGGCUCAAGGCAUAGGCUCUUUGAAGGCUAAAUUGGCAGACUUGGCAUCAGGUUCCAUAUCAACACAUGGGCCGCAGCCUGCAACUUCAACAAAAUUGGCAGUUGUGACAGAACCAGCAACAAUGACAAAGGUAGUGACUGCAAAAAAACCAGCUGUUGUAACAAAGCCACUGGCAAAACCCACUGCUUGUCUCCUGGCUCCCAACUCCCUGUUCUGGCCAAGCCGUCCUACUUUGAUUGCUGUACCAUCCCCAAAGUCAAAGUCCACCAAGCUUCUCUGUCCAAGAUUGAGACUCAAGUAUAUGAAAAAGCCAAAGGGAACGGCAGGGAGGAAAGGCAAACACCAGUGGCCUGAGCCAAUGCAAAGCAUAUUUGGAACAACUAAUGCGGAGUAUCUUUUUAUUUACGCAAGUCCUCUAUCUUAUAUUAUUAAGCUUGAUACAACAACAUGCUUAACCAAGCAGGAAGGAGACAGUGUUAUGUGGGUCAUUCAGAAGACUUACAAGUUCCUCCCCAAGUUCAAGAUCUACAAAGGGGACUGGCCAGUUCAAGCAUUUUUACAAAUUAUCCUCAAGUCUUCCACCAACACACACCAAAAGCUCACCCAAAAUCUCACUGCUGACCCUGGUGCAAUGCCCAUUGAUGGGCAAAUGAUUGUCAACUUGGCCAAUUGUAUUGUGGACGCCAAUCUUGGUGAAGAAGAGGGUGUAGCCAAAGGCAACAAGACUAUGGUUACCAUUGCGGAUGAAUUGUUUGGGAUGGCCAACGGAAACUUCAAUUUGGUAUCUGAGCAUAAGUUUCACUUCAUUGCAUGUCAUCUAUCUAUUACUAAAUACAGAUAUGUUACUUUAGAGCCCCUUAGUGACCGCAGUGAUUCAGAUGACAAUGAAAUUGCCAACUUGCUCCCAACGCUGCUCCCAUUGGAGAUAUCAGGUUCAUCCUUGGGCUGUAGGCUUGCUCCUGGUUCCUUGGUUCCUCCAAUCACAACCUCCAUGGCUGGCCAGGCUUGCCAACCCAAUGACGCUUGGGCUCCCGCUCCUCUGCGCAGGGCUGCCCCGCCCAAUAGCCCCACCCCACCCGUAACAAAGCAAGUGAAGCCAAGGCCAAGACCACCGCCAGAGGACUCCAAACCUGAAUUGAUGCCGGACUUGGUGCCCCAAACAGAAGGCUCUGCCCCCCAGCCCAUGCCCGUGCACACUCCCACUCCCACUCCCACGCGCAUGUCCACACUGGAGCCUGGCUCCCAGCCCAACUCCCAACCUGGGCCAAAGCUGCCAAAAAAGCAAAAUAUCAUAGCGCUGACACUGGGAACUCAAUUGACAAGAGCUAGAACUGCAGCCCAGCCCAAGCCCAAGCCCAAGCCAGCCAAGUCCAAGUUGCAGCCGCCAACCAAGUCAAAGCCCAAGGACAAGACAAGGAGCAAGAAGGCACCAAUGCCCAAGCCCAAACCUAAUUCUGAGCCCAAGUCUGAAUCCACGCCCAAAAUUGACCUCAGCCCAUUGCCCAAGAAUGGGAAAAAGCGCAAGGUUGAGACAAAGGGCAAGGUUAUCCCAUCAGUGCCCACAGGGAAGGGGAUUGGAAAGAGAACUGCUGGCCCAAGGAUGGGCUCAGUUCAGUUGGAGACCGUGACAAAGCUGGCAUGUAAACAGAAGGCCGCAGUGGCCACAUCCUCUCAAACCAAGCUUUGUCAAGCACCCAAGACCAAACCCAAAUCCAAGUCGGAAUUGAGCCAGGCGUUGGCAUCCAAAUCCAACCCCCCUCAGCCAUCAUCUGAUGCAGAAGAAGCAGUGGAGUACAAGGAUGAGGACAAAGAAGAAAGUCAACCUGCGCCAAAGGGUAAGAAAAAGAAGCUCAACAAGCAGACAAAAGAGCCCAUAGUCAAGAACAAACAUAUCUAUAUAGUGCAGCCUGGCAAAGUCAGAGACCCUCCAACCACCGCAGCAGCCAUUUGUUCACAGUAUGAUGCUGCAUUCACGCACACAGCUGAGUUGUAUAUUACCAGUGCCCAACGCGCAAUUGGCGUCAAAGAUUGCAUUGCACAGCCCAUUAUCAGGUGGAUUCAAGCUUGA